AUGAGAAAUAUUAGGCAAAGAAAGAUCGAUGAGAACAAGCCUUUGCCUAUUGUCAUCUUUUACUCAUUGCUUAACAAGGGCUCAACGGAAGGCGGCAACUCAACGUUGUCUGCAUCAUCGACAACAACAACCGAAACAUCAAGCAGCUCAAAUCAAAAUGGAACUCUUCACCACAGUAACACAAGCAUACACAAUGAUGUGUCUAAACUAAAUUCUGAAAAUUCACUAAAGUUGAUCGGAACUCAUCCUGACAAAAUUUCACACAAUAUCAAGAAUGGAAACGCUCACAGCAAUGGAUUUGUCAUCAAGAAUCAUGCAUCAACCAGUUCUACUGAGAAGAAGAAAAGGUCAAAAUUGCAAAAACGAAAAUCCAUGACGCCUCAAGAAGAAUUAAAAUUAAUUGCAAAAGAAACAGGUCUCGAUGAGGACACACUUCAGGUUCUACUGAAAUGUCAAGAAAAUAAUGAUAAUAUUUCUCAUAAUUAUACGUACGACCACACUAUUGAUGAAGAAUCAGAUCAUGGAAGGAGCAGCGGAGGUUUGGGUAAUGCUAGGAGAGGCGGAAGUGGAGCAAUAUUUCGAUCAUCGUCGUCAUCAUCUCAAAACUCAUUAUUAACUGCUCCCGAUAUUAUCAUUCAUAUACCGAACGUUAAAAUUAUUUCUGAACCAGAAAAUAAUGAUAAAUUGUCGGAUCAUUCGUCAAGUGCAUCGUCGUCGUCGACGACAAAUGCAUACAUAAAUGGACAUGCAUCUAGGAUACGUGCAGAGUUUUCUCAAGCAAUUAAUGAAAAGAAACGGCGCAGAAAGGAGCAAAGUCAAAGUCGGAAGAAAACCAAAUUUCAACAAACAACACAUUACUUACACUAUUUACCAAACAAUUUGCAGAUUGACAGAGACAUUAAUUCAAUUUUAUACGACAUGGAGGAUGAGGACUUUAUUUUUUUGGAGAAAUUUCAUGAAAAUUAUUUGCGAAUGUACGAAGAAUGCUUUGGUGAGGAGAUAUGUUUUAAUGGAAUUCGAAAUAAGAGGACUAUAACCAUGGACCAAUUGCUGCAGAGGUGGCAAGUGUCAUCGAAACAUUUACUGCCAACACCAGCACAAACACUUCAAAUUCUAGAUGAGGACUUUUUUGAGGAAUGUAUCGAUAGAUUCGAAAAAACAACUGCAUUUUCGAAUGAUCUUUGCACAUUUAGAAGUGCGUUGGAGAAAUUUCCAAGCUUGAAACGAUUUUUUUUCGAUGUUGAAAAUUAUUUAACACUUCCGCAUGUGCAGAAUGGCAAAAGUCCCUUAGGUCUGAAACCAAGCCACCAUGCCACCUCCUCACCAAGCAUAAAUCCUUCCCACAAACAUCAACCAGAACCCUCAAGCAAUGAUAACCUCACCACCACUAGCGCCUUGGGUACCUGUUCCACAUUGAAUACCACUUCGACAUCACAAAUUUCCAAACUGAACUCUUCCUCUCCAUUCCUGCAGCAGUUCACCAAAAAUGACUCUGAUUCACGCUAUAAUCUUCACAUAUUUGCUAAUUCAAAAACCGUAUCCGAAAAUAAUUCCAUCACAAAACAAUCCAAUAGUAAUUCUAUCCUUUCUCCAACUCCAUUACAAGCAGAUGUAGCAGCAUCAACCACAACUAGGCAACCUAACCUAUCACCGCUAUUACACUUUCCUUCCCAACAUUCCGUUUCUUCGUCCUCUGAUUAUUCUAGCAGCAUGAACACUACUACAAAUUGUUCGAUACCAUCUACAAGUGAUAGCAGUACUAGCAGCAGCCCGUCUUCUUCGAAGAAGAUACUACCAACUUCCUUUCUUUAUGAAAUUUAUUUAUUCUGGAAAAAAAAACGUUUAUCUAGAAUUGUUUCUAGUACAGAUAAGAUGCUUUACCCAACAUGCGGUAGGCCAUUAAUUUUGGACUUUGAAAAACAAACGAGUAUUCAUGACAAAAAUCAUCAUGCUGCAUUUAGACCAAGACAACUCCCAAAAAAACAAUCUGAGGAAAUUCUAAAUGACACCUCAUCUCUUCAACGACUUCGAAAGCUAAGAAAAGACCUAAUAUCACUCAGCAAGCUCAUGGAAAUGAUCAACACACGAGAAGAAAAGAAGCUUGAAUAUGUGACCUUGUUACAAGAAGUUUUAUUGAACAAACUUGGUCCUUCUGCUGUUGUGAAUGGUUGUCAACAAGAGGAAUUGACAAGUGGGCACCUUCAUCCAAUUCACACCACUUCUUCACUGGAAAAUGGUAAUGCGAAGGACCCCAUUUCAUCCCUUCAUACCAACUCUCAUGCCAAAUCAACUCAUAAUCAUGAUGAAAAACAAUCAGCUGAUUCAUCUUUAUCGAGGAUCCAAACCUCGAUGGACAUUGUAGAUGGUACCAAAGCUUCAUUACAUGACGCUACACCCCACAAUAUUCCUUCCAUACCUCAUCCCAAUUCAGAAAUGGACACUACUACCAUUGAAUAUAAUCCCAUGUGCGAAAGUGUUUGGAAGCAACAACACAAACAAGACGCUAAAUCUGGUUACACCAGUAUGAAUUUGUUGCACUUUAAAGAAAUUCUGAAAAAACACAACAGACCUUUCUUUCCAUUUCUUGCCAAAUAUGUUAGAAAAGUUCGCAAUUUCACGGGAGAUGACUCUAUUGCAGAACAAUUUAAUACAGACCUUCCAAGCUAUGUGCCUGGUAGCGAGUACAAGGCACAAUUGACUCGUGAUGGAGUUACAUUUGAUUUUCCAAAUGAUAUGCAAGAACCAUUCCAUACUCAGCAUGAAAUUGCAUUCAACCACAAAAUUGACAAUUUGCUUGCAGACGAAGUUGCGCAAUACAAACAACGGCAAGAACAAGUACAAAAUGGGAACUGUAGCAGUGGUGACAUGCUCGUGCAACUGCUGGAUGAAGAAGAAAACGGUGAAAAUUCCCAUCCGUACGAUGACAUUCGUGAAGUUGAACUGAGCGAAUUCGAAGAACGAAUGAAUGUGGUGGUCACAGACCAGUCAUCUGAUAGGAAGAAUGCAGAGUUUUCGCAUCUCCACGAUCCUUUCCAACCCCAUGAUGAUUUUAUGGAUUUUCAAACACAAUAA
Naegleria fowleri is the source of this 3072-nucleotide messenger RNA. RefSeq lists its product as uncharacterized. NCBI's taxonomy places the organism in Eukaryota, Heterolobosea, Eutetramitea, Acrasida, Naegleriidae. Gene Ontology annotation, biological process: regulation of transcription by RNA polymerase II. Bases 1 to 3072 code for a protein of 1023 amino acids. The transcript is spliced from 2 exons. Gene Ontology annotation, cellular component: piccolo histone acetyltransferase complex. The record is from RefSeq and is a predicted model, not a curated record.